UGCAUCAUUAGAUGAACCCAUAAAUAAAAAAACGCUAUCAAAAGCAAACGCGCAGAAGUACGUUUCGAUGUUCCGCAUCGAUGGAGUUCCAAUUUUACCGCCAUUGAUUACGCAAGAAAAACGCCGGCAAAUGCAAAAAUUUAAAGAGAAGGCAGUUAAGGUUGAACAGCGCCUUGAGGAAUGUCGUCGCAGAAGGGGGAGAUAUAACUUGGAAUAUUCCACGGUCGGUGAAGAGUUAAAACUAGAUCAAAUAGGAGGGAGUAAUAACCACGAUAUUAGCAGCAGCAGCAGCAGUAGUGUGUCUGAACACAUAAAACAAGAUAAUCAACAUGAAGAAGUUGAAAAAUCAUAUCUGUUGCUUUCAGAUCUUUUAGUUCAAAAUGAAGUCGGUUCUUCAUCGAUUAUACCUAAUCAAAAUAAUUGCAAAAUGAACCGUCAAGCCUCCGGAGAAGCUCGUAAUAAUGAUUUAGAAAUUGUCGAACUACGGUCUUCGGAAACGAAUCUCAUGCAGCGGAUGCAAAAGUUAAAAAAAUCCGAAACAUUGAUCAUUGAACAUGGUUCCAAUACACUCUUAACACCUUUAUCAGAAGAUGAAAUUAAACUUUUUCAACAACAGCAGCAGCAAAUUAAUUUGGACCAUCCGAAACAGAAACCUUUAGAACGUAAAGUUUAUUUAUAUGAAGUUGACGAGGAUGAAAAUCCCAAUUUUCAAAUACAUCAGAGACCCAAACCAUGCAUGGAUAAAUCUUUAAUGAAAAUACCAUCAAUAUGCAUUGAUCCGCCAACACCAAUCACAGCAACGUGUACUUUUAGUGACAGUAUAAAUCAGCAAUGUAGCAUUGAUAUUAUAAAUGUGAAUAAUGACAAGAAAGCCAGCAAGGAAACAAACAAGUCAUUGAUGGAAGAAUAUGGUUCAGAUGAAAGCUUCAAUUAUACAGGGUCCACGACAAAUCUUGAACGUGACCUUAAAACACAUCGGAAGGUAACGAACAUUACUAGCAAAAUUAUCAAGUUCGAAAACUUUUCUACAACGGAACAAAAAGAAGACACAGCGAAAUGUUCUAAUAUAAGGCCUCCGCAGCGAUCAGCCACAAGUCCAUCGUUGAAUGCAGGAACUUCGGAGAGAACACAGAUCGCUCCCGAUUCUCUAGGCGUGACACAUGGUUCACAGAGUCACAACGGUUUGGUCCGCUCCAAUUCAUUCACGUUAGAGGGUCCUUCAGAAGCAUUAAUCGAACAUAUCCGUCAACAAAAAUUACCCCCUAACAAUAAUUACCCCACUAAGCGUUUGAAUUUAUUUUCCAUUAGUGCUACACGCGACACUGUGGAAUCAAAAGCCAAGCGUGUACAGAAAAUAGAUUUGAAAUCCCGUUCAGUACCAACGCGCUUACAGCUAAAGCCUUCUACCACAAACAUAACCACUCCGUCCCUUUCGCAUUCAACUAAUAACAAAAUAAAACGUUCGCCAUAUGAACAAAAGGUCACCAAACCAAAGAUGGGGCGCCAACUGAAAAAAUCAGCUUGCGGCACCUCAUCUAUCAAACAAAUGAAGACCAGAACUUCGAUGCCGAGCAUACCUUCAGACAAAAAAUCGACAGAAGUUGCACGCGAGCCAGCAACAAACAACCUACACUUUAACGACAUUGAAACUGAACACCGUCAAAAAUUCCUAGAAUUGUUGGCACAUCAAAAAACGGAACAGCAACGAAUGCACCAGUUAUUCGAAGGCAACAACAGCACUUGCUCGAACAACUUACUUUCAGUUGCCUCCAAUUCCAUGGAUAGCACGACUGGCAUAUGUGAGUUGUCAUCUCUAGAGUUAUCUGCUUGUUCGUCUACCAUACCGACAACGUCGCAAAAAACAAUUAGUAUUUUCAAUUUCCAGUUAAUCGUAAAGAGAUCCUUAUACACAAAAAUUAGUGUUGUUUUCACCUAUACACGGUUGGUAGUCAUAGAAACGUGGGCAAAACAUCCCGACUUUAAUAUGGAAGAAACUAAUGCAGAAACAAUGAGUGCAUCAUUAGAUGAACCCAUAAAUAAAAAAACGCUAUCAAAAGCAAACGCGCAGAAGUACGUUUCGAUGUUCCGCAUCGAUGGAGUUCCAAUUUUACCGCCAUUGAUUACGCAAGAAAAACGCCGGCAAAUGCAAAAAUUUAAAGAGAAGGCAGUUAAGGUUGAACAGCGCCUUGAGGAAUGUCGUCGCAGAAGGGGGAGAUAUAACUUGGAAUAUUCCACGGUCGGUGAAGAGUUAAAACUAGAUCAAAUAGGAGGGAGUAAUAACCACGAUAUUAGCAGCAGCAGCAGCAGUAGUGUGUCUGAACACAUAAAACAAGAUAAUCAACAUGAAGAAGUUGAAAAAUCAUAUCUGUUGCUUUCAGAUCUUUUAGUUCAAAAUGAAGUCGGUUCUUCAUCGAUUAUACCUAAUCAAAAUAAUUGCAAAAUGAACCGUCAAGCCUCCGGAGAAGCUCGUAAUAAUGAUUUAGAAAUUGUCGAACUACGGUCUUCGGAAACGAAUCUCAUGCAGCGGAUGCAAAAGUUAAAAAAAUCCGAAACAUUGAUCAUUGAACAUGGUUCCAAUACACUCUUAACACCUUUAUCAGAAGAUGAAAUUAAACUUUUUCAACAACAGCAGCAGCAAAUUAAUUUGGACCAUCCGAAACAGAAACCUUUAGAACGUAAAGUUUAUUUAUAUGAAGUUGACGAGGAUGAAAAUCCCAAUUUUCAAAUACAUCAGAGACCCAAACCAUGCAUGGAUAAAUCUUUAAUGAAAAUACCAUCAAUAUGCAUUGAUCCGCCAACACCAAUCACAGCAACGUGUACUUUUAGUGACAGUAUAAAUCAGCAAUGUAGCAUUGAUAUUAUAAAUGUGAAUAAUGACAAGAAAGCCAGCAAGGAAACAAACAAGUCAUUGAUGGAAGAAUAUGGUUCAGAUGAAAGCUUCAAUUAUACAGGGUCCACGACAAAUCUUGAACGUGACCUUAAAACACAUCGGAAGGUAACGAACAUUACUAGCAAAAUUAUCAAGUUCGAAAACUUUUCUACAACGGAACAAAAAGAAGACACAGCGAAAUGUUCUAAUAUAAGGCCUCCGCAGCGAUCAGCCACAAGUCCAUCGUUGAAUGCAGGAACUUCGGAGAGAACACAGAUCGCUCCCGAUUCUCUAGGCGUGACACAUGGUUCACAGAGUCACAACGGUUUGGUCCGCUCCAAUUCAUUCACGUUAGAGGGUCCUUCAGAAGCAUUAAUCGAACAUAUCCGUCAACAAAAAUUACCCCCUAACAAUAAUUACCCCACUAAGCGUUUGAAUUUAUUUUCCAUUAGUGCUACACGCGACACUGUGGAAUCAAAAGCCAAGCGUGUACAGAAAAUAGAUUUGAAAUCCCGUUCAGUACCAACGCGCUUACAGCUAAAGCCUUCUACCACAAACAUAACCACUCCGUCCCUUUCACAUUCAACUAAUAACAAAAUAAAACGUUCGCCAUAUGAACAAAAGGUCACCAAACCAAAGAUGGGGCGCCAACUGAAAAAAUCAGCUUGCGGCACCUCAUCUAUCAAACAAAUGAAGACCAGAACUUCGAUGCCGAGCAUACCUUCAGACAAAAAAUCGACAGAAGUUGCACGCGAGCCAGCAACAAACAACCUACACUUUAACGACAUUGAAACUGAACACCGUCAAAAAUUCCUAGAAUUGUUGGCACAUCAAAAAACGGAACAGCAACGAAUGCACCAGUUAUUCGAAGAGCAACAACAGCACUUGCUCGAACAACUUACUGCCAAAAUGAGUAGCGCGAAUAUUUGCCUGAAAAACGUUAAUGAUAAUGGCUCGUUGGACAAUUCUCCUUCCGCCAAACCGAUCUUGGUCGCUACUCUGUCGUUGCAAUCACCAACAAUUACUGCCAACAGUUCAGUUGCCUCCAAUUCCAUGGAUAGCACGACUGGCAUAUGUGAGUUGUCAUCUCUAGAGUUAUCUGCUUGUUCGUCUACCAUACCGACAACGUCGCAAAGUAGCAACCGCUGCACACCGAGACGUCGCCUUUUUUCGCGUGAUUUCUCUCCUUCAGCGUCGUUAUGCAGUAACAAUAUAGUGGAUGCUCAGAACGUGAACCGCUCAAAUGGAACAACUCCGGGGCGCUCCGGCAGCCGCUACAAGGCAGAAAAUUCUGACUUAAGCGAGGAAGCACGGCGACGAGCUGCUGCAGUGACAAAAAUUAAUGCGCAUGUGCGUGGUUAUUUGGUGCGACGUCUAUUUCAAACGGAACAAAUUCAACGUAUCGUCCAGACAAUUAAAGAUACACUAAUAUUCGUUUUCAGUCUGCACAUGGAAACUAUGUACGAUCCGGUUGAGGCGAAGGCGCCUGAUAAUGUCAUAUUGAAGGCACGACUUUUAAGACAGUUGACUUCAACAAUGCAUACACUACACUUAAUACUAUUUCAAACAACGGUCAAGGAACGGAUGGAAAUUAUUAGUCGCGACCGCAAACGAAUUAAAACUAAAAUGCUCACUUUGAGUAUGAAAAGGACACCAACUUUUCGUACAUAAUUCAUGAA
Rhagoletis zephyria (snowberry fruit fly) is the source of this 4548-nucleotide messenger RNA. Its product is annotated as Centriolar coiled coil protein 110kDa. Gene Ontology annotation, cellular component: centriole. Lineage: Eukaryota; Metazoa; Arthropoda; Insecta; Diptera; Tephritidae. The record is from RefSeq and is a predicted model, not a curated record. Gene Ontology annotation, biological process: regulation of cytokinesis; negative regulation of centriole elongation; centrosome duplication.